Colletotrichum orchidophilum is the source of this 1617-nucleotide messenger RNA. RefSeq lists its product as uncharacterized. Lineage: Eukaryota; Fungi; Ascomycota; Sordariomycetes; Glomerellales; Glomerellaceae. The transcript has 4 exons. The coding region runs from base 1 to 1617 and encodes 538 amino acids. The record is from RefSeq and is a predicted model, not a curated record.
AUGCACGGCGGCAAAAUCGUCUUGGCACUGAAACCUCCCAGGCAAAACGCGUCAAAGCCGUUGAGAAACGCGACGAAGCAUAAGACAACGGCAAAGUACACGAGAAAAGGCUGCAUCGGCGCCUUGUACGGCAGCGUGUUGCGGUCGAUCCGUUGGUACCGCAGGCACCGCGGGUUCUUCGUCUCGCCGGACGCGACGACGACCAUUUCGCUCCCGUCGCAAGAGAAGGUGGCUUGGAUGAAGACUUUCCAGAAGGCGAGGGAACGGCUGAGGGCGCCGGGCCGGAGGUACUCGUUCAUCGGCCCGGGGUCGUUCCAGUACCGGAAGCCGAUGGCGUCCCCGCUUGGCCCACCGCCCACGGUGAUGAUGAAUAGGAAGAUGACGAGCCCGACGAUCGUGGACGUUAGGAAAAGUAAGACCGAGGUCUUUGCCGGUCACCUUCUCGAUAAUGGUAUACUCCAGGGCACCAGCGACGUCGUCGGUGGUGGAGCCCAAAAGAGUGCCGAUAUCAUGAGCCAUUUGAAGCCCAUUGAGCUCGGAAAGAAAUACCCUAAGGCUGUCAAGGAGCUUGAGAUGCUUCAGAAGACUACCCACAAAACCUCCAAGCUCAAGUCCGCCAAAUGUUUCGAUAUGCAAAAGGGAAUGUCAGAGCUGCCUCCCGACGCAGUCAUCUUCUCCGUCGCCAUCCCGCCCGAGUUCUACAGUGAUCAAGAGCCCCUCGGAGUUCCGUUCGCCUCUAUGGAGAAGAGCCUCGGCAAGAUCCGCUACGACGCAGGCCCUCAUCCGCGGCAGGCCAAUCUCAAAGCGAUGAUCAAGCGCAACUUGGCCAGCGAUAAGUUCACCACGGAGUCUUUCGCUAUCAGAGAUUACGUAUACGACCAUAACUCUCGCCUAUUUCUCACCGAUGAAUCUAUGGACCUCUUCUGGUACUUGACCAACUUUUCCCCGGCCGGCGAUUACAUCACUGUCGACCUUUUUGACAACCUCCGGCCCCUCGUCGACGCUGUUGCCGAUCCACAGGCUGGGGGUGAAUGGUCUGACCGAUUAUGCUGCAUUCUCGACAAGCUUAUCCCAGACAUGAUGUACUAUAUCAAGCCACUCAACCACUUGAAGGCCAACGUCUCCUUCCUGGCUGGCUCUGAUGGCUGCGGUAAGACUAGGCUCCUGCGCUGCAUCCUCUCUUUCUCUUUCAUGGGUGUCAAGAAUGCAUCGUGCCCCACGCUGUAUGUUGUAACUGAAGAAUUUGACGUCUUGAAAAUCGCCAGAAAUUUGAACGCCUGGUUCGCCGGCUUCCGUCUCCAGCAUCCAGAGCAUCCAAUUUGCAUCCUCUACAUCGGGCCCUACCAUGUCAAGCUCAGCUCUCAGGAUGUUGCAGAGGAUGUCCCCGUUCAAGUAGGCCGUCGAAUCGUGGGCACAAAGGAGUUCUGGGAUAAGCCGCUGAGCCUGAUCGCCAACUUUGUCAGACAAUACCGAUACUGGACCAUGCAGAAACGUAAAGGCAAUACCAAGAAUCAGUCUCACCCCGAAAGCGACAUUGAAUACGUCUUCACCCUCAGCCAGCUCGGAGUCACUCACCUUAUAGCUCAUCAGAAGCAGCACAAAGACGUCCUUCGCUAG